Messenger RNA from Oncorhynchus masou masou (cherry salmon), 4459 nucleotides. Its product is annotated as hepatocyte growth factor-like protein. Gene Ontology annotation, biological process: regulation of receptor signaling pathway via JAK-STAT; proteolysis. The record is from RefSeq and is a predicted model, not a curated record. Gene Ontology annotation, molecular function: receptor tyrosine kinase binding; serine-type endopeptidase activity. The transcript has 18 exons. Bases 241 to 2379 code for a protein of 712 amino acids. Lineage: Eukaryota; Metazoa; Chordata; Actinopteri; Salmoniformes; Salmonidae.
AGCUUGCUACAUGUUCACGUGUGGGUGGACGGGAUAAAGUCAUUAUUCACACUGAUUUAGUAACUUUGGAUUUUCCCGUCUAGUAAACGCCACAAUAUAUAUUUUUUAAUCGGGUUCUUAAUUUUUCGCCGUGUUCUACCCUAAUCCAUUUCGUUGAAACACGACAGCCUAGAGGAACUGACUGAAAAAAAUCCUCGUAUCUGCUUCCAUUCAGCACUGCUCUCAUUCUUUACCUUAGACAUGCAACUCAUUCUUUCCUGUGUUUUCCUGGCAUUUUGGAGGGGAUUGGUCAUAGGGUCCCGUUGUCCUCUGAAUGACUUCCAGCGUUCCGAGGGAAGGGAGCUGGUUCCGACCUCCUGGAACUCUGCACGGGUGCUGAUACUGCCAGGGCUGAUGCUGGAGGACUGUGCCAGACGAUGCUCAAAUACACUGGACUGCAGAGCCUUCAACUACGAGACGCGUCCCUCCAUCACCUGUAAACAGCUGCCAUGGGUGGAGGAUGGCAGCAACGCAGAGGUCAAGAGGAACGUCAACUGUGACCUUUAUGAGAAGAAGGUCUACGUAAGAAAGUGCAUUGUGGGUAAAGGAGAAGACUAUCGAGGCAAGGUGUUCAUGACAAAAAGUGGCCAUACUUGUCAACAGUGGUGGUCAAAGUUCCCACACGAUCACAGAUGGACACCCACAGCCACUAAUGGCUUGGAGCUGAACUACUGCAGGAACCCAGAUGGGGACCGCAUUGGGCCAUGGUGCUACACCACUGAUCCAGAACGGCGUUAUGAGACCUGCAAUAUCCCCCACUGCAAAGAUGAGGUGUGUAUCACAUGUAAUGGUGAAGACUACAGGGGUCAGGUUGACCACACAGUGAGUGGCAGAGAGUGCCAACGUUGGGACCAGCAGUACCCACACCAACACAUCUACCAGCCUGAGAAGUAUCCAGAUAAGAGCUUGGAUGAUGACUACUGCCGCAACCCAGACGCCUCCCCUGUUCCCUGGUGCUACACCACAGAUGCUGAUAUGGAGAGAGAGCGCUGCGAGAUCAGCAAGUGCUCUGUGGUUACAAAGAGACGCCUCCGGUCCAGCUACACCACAAACUGUUUCCGUGGUCGCGGGGAGGAUUACCGCGGUAAAGUAAAUGAGACGACCGGCGGUAUCGCCUGUCAGCGUUGGGACGCCCAGUACCCGCAUGAGCACCCCUUCUACCCAAACACCUACGAAUGCAAGGGCUUGGAGGAGAACUACUGUCGUAACCCAGAUGGAUCCGAGGCACCCUGGUGCUUCACGUCUGUGCCUGAGAUGAGGACGGCUCUUUGUUUACAGAUCAAACGCUGCGCAGACGACAUUGAAGCUGAGGAUUGCUACCAUGAAAAUGGUAAAAACUACAGGGGUGUAGUCCGUAAGACGCGUAAGGGCAUCACCUGUCAGAAGUGGAGUGUCAACAUGCCUCACAAAACAAAGAUAAACCCAGGGACCCACCCUGAUGCCAACCUGACAGAGAACUACUGCCGGAACCCAGAUGGGGACCAGCACGGACCCUGGUGCUACACCACUGACCCCAAAACAGAGUUUGACUACUGUGCCAUCAAGCAAUGUGCUGGGGAGAAAGUGUCCAUCAUUGAGCCAUCAGAGAUUGUGGAGUUUAAUGAGUGUGGAAAGAGAGAGGAUCGUUUGGCCAAGAGCCCAAUACUGCGUAUUGUUGGUGGGCUUCCUGGAAACUCUCCCUGGACCGUCAGUCUCAGAGACAGGAAAGGAAACCAUUUCUGUGGAGGCUCCCUGGUUAGCUCCAAAUGGGUGAUCAGUACUAAGCAGUGUUUCUCCUCUUGCUAUGUUGACCUUCCGGGGUACUCGGCCAUGAUGGGGACAUUGUUUCGUAACCCCAUAGUAGGAGAGCCAGACCGACAGACUAUCCCUCUCACCAAGAUCGUCUGUGGACCAUCUGAGUCCCAGCUGGUCAUGCUACAACUGGAAUACCAUGCCCAGUUUAACGAGCGUGUGUCUCAGAUAUGCCUGCCCCCUGAACGCUACAUAGUUCCAGAAGGAACCCUCUGUGAGAUCGCAGGCUGGGGCGAAACUCAAGGCACUUCUACAGAUGACUCUGUGCUCAAUGUGGCUCAAAUACCAGUUCUAAGCAACAAGGAUUGUAACAGCUACUUUCGGGGUCGUGUUCGGGAGAACGAGAUGUGCACCAACUCCUUCCAGGGUGGGGUGGGUGCCUGUGAGAGAGACUAUGGGGGCCCUCUGGCCUGUCAGAAUAGUGACUGCUGGGUGCUUGAGGGAGUGAUCAUCCCCAUGAGGCGCUGUGGACACCCAGGCCAGCCUAACAUCUUCAUCCGUGUCUCUGUCUAUGUGGACUGGAUUAAGAAGGUCAUGGAGAUGGCUUAGUCACGAAUACAUUAUGUCACCAAGCAGUGACUGGCUCUAUGUUCUACUGGACUGCAAUAUAUUUAUCCACCCUCACCCCCCCCACCCAUAGCUCACAAUCCAUGACCACCUAAUUGUAAUCCAUGACCAUCUACAUACAAUUAGUUAAUAUACACUGAGUAUAUCAAUACUGUUCCUAAUAUUAGAUUUUUGCUCAGAACAGUCUCAGUCCUUCGGGGCAUGGACUCUACAAGGUGUCGAAAGCAUUCGACAGGGAUGCUUGUUGAAUGCUGGCCCAUGUUGACUCCAGUACUUCCCACAGUUAUGUCAAGUUGGCUGGAUGUCCUUUGGGUGGUGGACCGUUCUUGAUACACACAGGAAACUGUUGACUGUGGAACACACAAACCGAUGCACAUGGUACCUACUCCCAUACCCUGUUCAAAGGCACAUAAAUAUUUUGUCUUGCCCAUUCCCCCACUGAAUGGUACAUAAACACAAUCCAUGUUUCAAUUGUCUCAAGGCUUAAAAUCCUCCCCUUCGUCUACACUGGUUGAAGUGUAUUUAACAAGUGACAUCAAUAAGGGAUCAUAGCUUUCACUUGGAUUCACCUGGUUAGUCUAUGUCAUGGAAAGAGCAGGUGUUCUUAAUUGUUUGUACGCUCAGUGUAUAAUGUGUGUUAGUCUACAAUAUUAUGACAAAAAUAUAAGAUAAAAUAACUAUGUUUUCCCUUGUCUUCUGCCUACGUGUCAAAAACAAUAUUAGGCAUUUUGAUCUGAACAAAAUAACCAUCAUCUUGUGGUGAUUACAUUACAUAUUGAACUUUGGCACUGACCUCAGGAUGUGCUUGUGAAGGACAUGCCUCCUUAACCUCAUGCUUCUCAACAGCGUUCCCACACCCUUCACUAAAACUGCUGACUUACACUUACUUUUUUGGUCAUAUGGGGUUUUCUUUUCUGUAAAUUAGUUUUCUCUUCAUAACUGUUUGAGUAAUUCAUUGUUAUUCUCAGUAAUUCAUUGUUAUUCUCAAUAACUCAUACCUUUAUACGUGUAGCCUAUAAAGCAUUUUCAUUAUGCGUAUGACUGUUUUCAAUUUAAAUGUUUUUUAUUUUUUAUUCUACACUGUAAAAAACAAGAUGUUGAUUCACCGUAGAAUUGUAUGGCAACCAGCUGCAGUAGGAUUGUGAGUUUGCUCAAUAUUUGGGCAUAUACUGUAGCUGAACCAAAAUACAUUCUUCCGUUGAAUUGUAUGUUCACUCAACAUUAGAUUUUAGGAGUUGAGUGAACAUACAAUUCAACUUGAGAAUGUAUUCAACCUAUUUGCAUAUUUCCCAGUGUGCCUAUUGAGUGAUUUGUAGUUACCACCCAUGACUGUAUUUGUUAGCGACAGACACAUAUAUGUUGUAGUCAAUUUGUUUUCAGUCUUGAAGCUUUCACCAAUUGUGUGUCUAAGUGAAUAUGUUGUUUUUUAAAUUAAACUCUUUAUGACAGUGCAUUACGUAAUAGAUACAUAAGGCCUUUCUUUGAGGGCUUAGUUACACCCUAACACAGCAGUUUGAAACUCCUGGUUUACAGGCCACAUCAAGCAUGCAAGUCACAUUAUGCUGGCUUGCAAAGUGAUGUGUAGUUCCUAUUGGAGAACAGCUAGAGUGAGGAUAUCCAACAAUUGGAACUUUUAAUCGUCUGCAUCCUGCAUUCAGAAAGACUUUUGUAGUAGGGAAGAUUGAUUAUUAAGACUACCGAAAUCAUAUAAACUGGAAUAGCCAUCUCAGAACUGGGUGCAAUAAGUCCAACUACUAACACAUUGGAUUAGUUUAGAAAAAUGUAUGUUGUUUGUGUAGCAUAAGAUGAAACAACCAAUCAAUGUGCAUACAAAAACACAGAUAUUGAAACAAACAAUUCUGAAAAUCAACCUGCAAUAGAGCAUGCUGGGCAAUAUAAUAAUGAUGGCUGUGGUUUUGAGCAAAAAUUAACUUUAACUUAAUUUUUUAAUCGGGAGGUGCUGGAACAAAAAGUGAGCGCGAGAGGGGGGUGACUUGUGGAGUUCUGAGGUACCGGAACACAUGAGGAAAAAAGUUACCUUUAUAAUAAAACAUUGCAUUCA